Messenger RNA from Mauremys mutica (yellowpond turtle), 1278 nucleotides. Its product is annotated as olfactory receptor 14A16-like. NCBI's taxonomy places the organism in Eukaryota, Metazoa, Chordata, Testudines, Geoemydidae. The coding region runs from base 168 to 1124 and encodes 318 amino acids. The transcript is spliced from 2 exons. Gene Ontology annotation, biological process: G protein-coupled receptor signaling pathway. Gene Ontology annotation, molecular function: G protein-coupled receptor activity; olfactory receptor activity. The record is from RefSeq and is a predicted model, not a curated record. Gene Ontology annotation, cellular component: membrane.
AGUGAAGAGACAUGGAAAUAGCUGCUGGAUAAUAUAGUGAGGGAUGCAUGAUAACUAGCUAAAUAAUCCUGCUGCUUGAGACCGGAAAGCAUCGCAAGUUGGGACAAGUUACACAAAGUCCAGAACAGACAUGAGGACAGGCAGGACAUGAUGUACUGAGAAGGAAAAUGUUCAACCGAACCACCGUGACCGAGUUCCUUCUCCUGGGCUUCUCUGAGAGUCGGGAGCUGCAGAUUUUACAAUUUGUGGUGUUUCUAGUGAUUUACCUGGUAGCCCUGACAGGGAACCUCUUUGUUAUCACCGCUGUAAUCCUUGACCUCCAUCUUCACACCCCCAUGUACUUCUUACUGAUAAAUUUAUCCAUCCUGGACCUCGGCUUUAUCUCUGUCACCAUCCCCAAAUCCAUGGUCAACUGCGUCAUGAACACCAGGUCAAUUUCUUAUUUUGGAUGCUUUGCCCAAGUCUUUUUCUUCAUAUUAUUCUCUUCAGCAGAUGUUUUCUUACUCAUCAUCAUGGCAUAUGACCGAUACAUCGCUAUCUGCAAACCACUGCACUAUGAGAGGGUGAUGAACAGGAGAGCUUGUGUCCAAAUGGCAGCCAGUGCCUGGAUCUGUGGUCUUCUCAAUUCUGCACUGCACACUGGAAGCACAUUUUCCAUAACCUUCUGUGGAGGCAACAUGGUGGAUCAGUUCUUCUGUGAAAUCCCCCAGCUACUCAAGCUCGCCUGCUAUGACUCAAACCGCAGUGAAGUGCGAGUUAUUGUAUUUAUUAUCUUUUUAGGCUUAAGCUGCUUUGUUUUAAUAAUUGUGUCAUAUGUCCAGAUCUUCAACACAGUGCUGAGAAUCCCCUCUGAGCAGGGCCGGCAUAAAGCUCUGUCCACCUGCCUCCCUCACCUCAUUGUGUUCUCCUUGUUUGUUUCCACUGGCACCUUUGCCUACCUGAAACCCACCUCAAGCACUCCAACAGGUGUGGAUCUCAUGGCGGCUGUUCUCUAUUCUGUGGUGCCUCCAGUGAUGAAUCCGAUCAUCUACAGCAUGAGGAACAAGGAUAUCAAAGCUGCCCUAUGGAAAAUAAUUGGAUCGAGGUUGUUCUCCAAGAAUAAAAUGCCCAUAUUUCUCCCAUGACCAUAGUUUCAUUGAGCAUUUCUUCAUAAAUAUAACCAACUGAUGAUACAAUUGUUCCCAUGUGAACAUAGCAUGCAAUCUGUUUAUGCGGUAGAAAAAAUCCAGACUAGCUCCAUUGAACUCAAUGGACUUACUGUAGGGUUUGACUGGUGUA